AUGGACAGCACACCGUCAGCCACAGAAACUGACACAUCACAAACAUGGACUGAUAUGCAACAGCUACUUGCGGCGCUUCGCGCCGCUAAGCCCGCACAUCUGCCGCGGCUCGGCCUUCGGCUGGUUAACGCUCUCGCCGGGCCGCGCCCACCUGCGCCGUUCUGGCUAGAGUAUGUGCGCAGGUCACUAGAACCGCCAGUUUUCAGCGCGAUGAGCCCUCAUUCCAAGUGCCUUCUCACCUGUGUCGCCUGCAGGCUAGGCAAGGAAGCUGCCAGAGCUGCGCAAGCAGACAAGCUGGUCGAGCGGGUAUUCAGGGAUGUGACCAGCACCAAAGCGCUGCAUCUGCUGAAUUUGGAGCUCAUAAAUAUGGUGUUGGUUGCGAGUUACACUCUCGGACUGCCGUUAUCACAACAACAAAUGCAGCGAAUACUUGAUCAAACAAGCCAGCUGGUGGAACGGGAUGCCCAUUUCAACGUCGAGUUGACGGUCAGCAUACUACACUCACUGGGAGCAAUAGCUCGUGUAUAUCCGCGCCAACGUGAUCAGCUGGCGUCGUCACAAGUGGUUCAACGUGUUCUGUCUGGUUUCCGCGAUUUUGAGCCGAGGCUCAACAUGCGUGAACUGUCGCUGGUGCUAUACGCCUUCGACAAACUUCGUGUCAUUGACAAGGCUAUUGCAGAAGUGUUGAUAGCUCGGGUGGAGAAAGAGCGCUCCACAUUGAGCGGGCAGACACAGGCCACUAUUCUGUUUGCGUGCGCUGCGCACCCCGCCCUGCACCGGGUACUUGGAAUACUGCGAGAGAACGUGGUUACCGGGGCACGAAGUUUCACGGGAAGAGAAGCGUGCAACGUGUAUUGCGCGUAUCUAAAGGCCGGUCUCUGGGACGACCAACUAUCAGGACUGCUCGAAUAUUCCUUGCCAAAGAUGAAUGCGCAGGAGCUGUGUAAUGUGGUAAACCUCAUGAUACAGAAGGAAGCACCCGUCAGAAAAUCAUUCACGUCGGCGUAUGCGCGCCACUUAAACACCGCAUUGGUGACAAUGAGGCUGUCUCUACUUGACGCGUUGACCCUAACGCAGUCCAUUGCGCAUUGGGGUCUCGCCGAUCGCAUGAGGUCUCAAGUGCUGGACGAUGCGAUAUCCAAAACGCUAGCAGCAGAUAGGUCCGCUUACUCCGCUAAGCACGUCUAUCUGUUGCACUACCUGGUAACGCUGGAUUGUAGAGGCGCGGCACGGAGGGCGGUGGACUGCGCCGCACAGCGCUUUGAUCCCAAAGCGCUCAGCAACAAAGAGAUUGUGGUGCUCUACAAUGCUUUGUGGCACUUUGGGUCCGGUUCUUCCUGCGUCGGUCUCGUAGAACUGGAACUGAAACGGCGGCUGGACCAACAGCAGACUUUCAGUGCAGUCGACUUGCAAACGUUGGCACACUGGGGGGACUCAGAAAUAUGCGGCAUUAUUGCGGAUAAGUAUUUAAGUGAGAAUGAAUGCUCGAAUGAAGGUCACAUAAAACUGCUGAACACUCUCCUGAGGAAGACGGAUAGUGAUUCGGCAAGAGCCUUGGCACGGCGGGCGGUUGAGGCGAUGCUCAAACCUGGAGAUGCGAAUAGGGCCAAUAUAGCCGGAAAUGCUGAUACCAACAUAGAUGGAGAUGCGGAUUCAGUCGGGCGCAUGACAAGUAACACACCCCCCAAAGGUGGAUGCAACGUGGACAUGCCCUUAACUGUGCGUCAUCAAGCUGCAGCGUGUCAACUGUUGCCUCACCUCCAGGGAGAGCUGAAUGUAGUUCCAAUUUUCUGUGGUUUAGUUGAGCACUGGCUUCAGAUCCGAGAUGGUGGCGAGAAGAUAGAAAUGCGGUGGUUGAUUGCAUGCCUGUCGGUUGCUCGGAAGCUCAACGUGAGAUCGGCGUCGGUAGCGUCACUUGCGAAUGGCGUGGUCGAACAUCUUGAUGGUGGAAUAGAUCCACAAGAUUUCUUGGAUUAUAUCAAUGCAGUAUACCACCUCGAUAUUGUCGUGGACAAUAUAGGUGCGUUAUUGGACGUCGCCGUUAAGGUCCUCGAGAAGCCGCAAGACGAAGGGGUCAAGGAGUCCAUAUUGUUUACUCUCAGUGCAAUGCAAUUUUCCGGCCAUUUAACUACUAAUAGUAUUAGCGAUAGUGUUAUGUCGAGGUGUUUGGCUUUGAAAAAGCCCCCACGGUUGUGCCUGAAGACGCUCUACAUGUGUCUGGUACAUGAAGGAUAUCCUACGUCUCAUAUAAUCGCCCAAGCCCCAACCUUCAUUCGAAGUUUGCAACUACGAACCAACAAUGUAGAUUUUGACGGUAGAACACACGCCGAAUCGCAUAUUGGAUACACACCAGUGCACCACCGCCGCUCCACGCCCACUUGCAACGAAGACAACCGAAACGAGGUGCAUUUUAGCGUUUAUUCAACGUUGCAAAAGAUAUAUGGCAACAAACCGGGUUUAUUUCUACGAGCAGAGGCACCUGCGGCCUUUGACUACGUGGCAGACAUUCUUUUGAUCACGUCGUCACGGAGGUUUUGA
Babesia ovata is the source of this 2538-nucleotide messenger RNA. RefSeq names its product type III effector protein, putative. The transcript has 2 exons. The record is from RefSeq and is a predicted model, not a curated record. The coding region runs from base 1 to 2538 and encodes 845 amino acids. NCBI's taxonomy places the organism in Eukaryota, Apicomplexa, Aconoidasida, Piroplasmida, Babesiidae.